Daktulosphaira vitifoliae (grape phylloxera) is the source of this 2074-nucleotide messenger RNA. RefSeq names its product protein ERGIC-53 (gene ergic53). Gene Ontology annotation, biological process: Golgi organization; endoplasmic reticulum organization; endoplasmic reticulum to Golgi vesicle-mediated transport. Bases 284 to 1810 code for a protein of 508 amino acids. Gene Ontology annotation, cellular component: endoplasmic reticulum-Golgi intermediate compartment; COPII-coated ER to Golgi transport vesicle; endoplasmic reticulum membrane. The record is from RefSeq and is a predicted model, not a curated record. The transcript has 11 exons. Gene Ontology annotation, molecular function: D-mannose binding. Lineage: Eukaryota; Metazoa; Arthropoda; Insecta; Hemiptera; Phylloxeridae.
GUGGCAAUGCAAAUAUAAUGAUAAGGUACGGUUUUUAUUUACCGAUUACUGAAACAUUAAAAUAUCAUUAAAAAUUAACAUGUUCUUCGUGUACAUUUCGCAACUGGCAACUGGUAUUCUCUGAGACUGUUUUGUGUUCUUAAGACAGACAUACAAAAACAAUAUAUUACAACGUGUGCUUCUUGAUAGCAAACAUGCCAACCGUACAGUUUUUUUCUUUACGAAAAUGCUAAAAUAGUGUAACAGAAUAUUUGAAUUUUAGUAAUCAUAUAUAGCGACAAUAAUGUCGUUUUAUUUAAUUAUUUUCAUUAUUAGUGUAAUAAAUUUUGUAUAUUCCAAUCAAGUAGUGUCUAGAUUCGAAUACAAGUACAGUUUCAAACCCCCAUACUUGGCUCAAAAAGACGGAUCUGUACCAUUUUGGGAGUAUGGCGGAAAUGCAAUUGCUAGUGCAGAUAAUGUAAGAAUUGCCCCAUCCCUUAAAAGCCAAAAAGGUGCAAUAUGGACAAAAACUCCAACUACAUUUGAUUGGUGGACUGUAGAAAUAAAUUUUAGAGUUAGUGGAAGAGGAAGAAUAGGUGCUGAUGGCUUGGCUUUUUGGUACACAACUUCUAAAGGUGAUUAUCAAGGACCCGUGUUUGGCAGCUCUGAUAAAUGGAAUGGAUUGGGUGUGUUUUUUGACUCAUUUGAUAAUGAUGGCAAACAUAAUAACCCGUAUAUUAUGGGAAUUGUAAAUGAUGGAUCUAAAGUUUUUGAUCAUGCUAAUGAUGGUUCUACACAACAACUAUCUGGGUGUUUACGAGAUUUCAGAAAUAAGCCGUUUGCAACUCGAGCAAAAAUUGAAUAUUAUAUGAACACAUUAACAGUUUUCUUUCAUAGUGGAACUACCAACAAUGCUGAUGAUUUUGAAAUUUGCUUUAGAAGUGAACAAAUUUACUUACCUAAAAAUGGAUAUUUUGGUGUCUCAGCUGCUACUGGUGGACUUGCAGAUGAUCAUGAUGUAAAUCAUUUUUUGACAUACAGUCUAUAUCCUCCAGGAACAACAUUUAAGACUGCUGGAGCACCUCCUCCCACAUCAGUUGAUGAAGAGCAAAAGUUGACUAAAGAGUAUGCAGAUUAUCAACGUAAAUUAGAACAAGAAAAAGAGGAAUAUCAAAAGCAACAUCCUGAAACUAAAGUAAAACACGAAGAAAACGAAUUUGAUGAUUGGUUUGAAACUGAUAGUCAAAGAGAACUAAAUCAAAUAUUUUCUGGACAAAGUGCUAUUGUAGAUUCAGUGAAAGUGUUAAGUCAAAAACUUGAUGAAGUUGUUGGGCGUCAAGAAAGAACUCUUAGUUUGUUAUCAACUGUUCAGUCUUCUUUAGCACUUGCUGGCACAAUGGUUGGACAACAACCAAAUGCACAAGUACCUCAAAUGCAAAUGAAUACAGGAAUAAUGAGACAAGAUGUUGAAUCUUUAAUUAAUACUCAAAACAAUAUAAUUAAUUCUAUUAGAGAAGUCAGAAAUUAUAUAGUAGAAGUACAUACAAAGGCUGAUAACAUAAUUAGAAAUCAAGCCCAUCAACCAACUGCUCAAGUUCAACCUGUUGGUGGAUACGAUUCUAUAUCAAUGAUGAAUGAAAUUAGAGACUCUCUAAAUAUAAUUAAACAUGCACAAACUGCACAAAAACCACACCAUGCACAACAAAUGUCAUGCCCUACAUGUGCAUCAAAUACUAUUAUUAUUGCUGUUGCAGUUUGUCAAACUUUAUUAUUCAUAAUUUAUGCAAUUUAUAAGAAUAAUAAGGAAACACAAGCGAAAAAAUUCUAUUAGAAAUAGAAUUGGCACAUAUUAGUGAAAUUAUCCAAUAAAACAUUCCGCCAUCAUUGGUAUAAAACAUAUAAAAUCAUUUUGUUUUUGUCUUUGGAUAAAGUUAUAUUAUAUUAAUAUUGUUUAUUGAUAAGUACCAAGAUUUUUAAAUAUAAUUGUUUUUAUAUUUUGUUGCAUUUAAAAUUAAGUGUUGUGAUGUACAAAAUUAUACAAUAAUAGUAACAUAAUCUCAUUUAAAUAAAUAUUUUUGUGUUUUAAUAUAUAAAA